CAGUUGAUGCCAGUCUAGAUUUCGUAAUAUAUUUACAUAUAUACAGAGUCGUAUAUGAAAUUUGUAGUUGAUGUUGGUUAAGCCCAUGAAUUUGACAGGCUUUCCGAUAGCACGCAUGGGACUCGAGGAACCGCUUUGAUUUCGAGACCCAGUAGCCUUUGCGUAAUAGAAAAAGUCGACCAUCCGUUUGACGGUCUGAAAAGUGGUUUAGUUCAAUCUGUUCUGUCGUAGUGUGAACAUCGCUAAAAAAAAACCAAAAACUUAAAGUCUAAGGAAAAAAUUGAAGAAAAAACAAAAGAAAAAUCUUGUGGAAAAAUCGUGCAAUCUGAAUAGUGAAAAACUGAGGGCAAAACUUAAAUAUGGAAUUGCCGUCGAUGGUAGAGCGUUCGGGUGGCCGUUUGGUGGUGCGCAGCCUGGUGAGUGGUGUCACAGUCUUUCAGACAGCAAUGGAGGAGAGUGACGCAGCAGCGGCAGAGAGUGCCAAUCCGAUGGCCACGCAUCCCUUGGUCAGCGCCGAGAUGCUCGAGCGCCAGCUGCAGCUCCUCAACAAUCAGACAGCAACUGCUCAGCCGCAGCCGCCGAUGGUGCCGUCGGCCAUGUCCAAGGCGGAGCAGGAGGACGGCUGCAAGGAAUCGCUGCCCAUGCUAGAGUCGCGGCCCGAGGAGGAGCUGCCGCAGUGCAAGAUCCGGCGAAACUACAGCUGCAAUGCGUGCGCCUUCUUCACGCAGAAUCCGCGCAGCCAUUUGUCUCACCUGCGCGACGUGCACGGCGAGAAGAUCGUGAUAAACGAGUGCAAGCUGUGCCUGUAUGCCUCCCGCCACUUCCAGAAGCUGGUGCGUCACAUGAAGAUGGUGCACGGCUGCUCGGACGAUGACAGCAACGGCUUGGCCGGCAGACGCCACUGCAAUCGGGAGGCGCGCAAGCGUCGCCUGGAGGAGAGCAUCGAGGCGCCAACUGGGAUGCCAGCCCCUUUGCAGCAGAGUGUUGCUGCACCUGUAGUACCACUGCCACUGGCACUGCCAUUGCCACUACCACUACCCCUUGCAGUUGAUGCCGACCAGAGGGGAGCAACGCUGGCGAGCAGUGCCAUGCAGGCGGGGCCCUCGCUCAAGCAGCUGAAGAGCGAGCUGCAGCUGCAGGAGCAGCAGCUGCUGAGCAAUGUGGAGGCGUUCAAUCGCCAGCAGCAGCUGCAGCAUCUGCAGCAGAUGGUCUCGCGCAGCGCCAACAUCUUCUCCAUGGCUUUCGAGUUCCAGAUGUGCAUGCUGAUGCCGGCAUCGGCCAUCCUGCCGAGCGCUCGACCCGUCGAGGAGCUGGGCCGUGAGCCGGAGAACAGCAGCUCGGACUCGGAGGCUUCGCCGCCUGCCGAUGAGUGUGUGACACCCGAGGCGCUCGAUCUGUCGGCCGGCAGCUCCUCGGUCACCCAGUACCAGUGCCAGAAAUGCUCGUACAGCACACCGAUCCGUGCACGCUUUAAGAAGCACGUCAAGUAUCACACGAUGCCGCUGAUCAAGUGCGGCUCGUGUGACUUUCAUUCGCCCUACAAAUGGAACCUGGACAGGCACACGAAGAACCAUGGCGCCAAUGGCUACUUCAAGUGCGCCGUUUGCGACUUCAGCACCAACAUCAAGCAAUCGCUGACCAUACAUGAGCUCAACCAUCAUGUGGCUCGACGUUCGAGCUCGCAGGAGCAACAGCAACAGCAGCAGCAGCAGCAGCAGCAAGUGCAACAUCAGGCAGCAGGAGCAGCCGCUCUGGAUUCGUCAACUGAUCAGGCAGAAUCGAUGGACCCUGAGCUCUGUCCUAGUCCCAUCGUGGGGGCAAUUGGGUCUAGUUCUGGCUCGCCACUGUCCGAGCUGCCGCCCAUCAGCUGCUCACACUGCCAGCAGCGCGUGCCCAACGCCAUGGAGCUGAUCAGCCAUCUGCAGCAGUGCGAGCCGGCGCUGCGAAACACCACGCAGCUGGCCUGCGACAUGGAUCUGACCGGGGAGGAGGACUUUCGCGGUGCUAGCACCGAUCUGAGCUAUUGUGGUGUCGAGACGGCACCCGGCUAUGGCGAGGUCACGGAGCAACUGCAGCCGGAGGACUCGGAUGCCCUCAAGAAGGUCUUCAAAUGUCCGCAUUGCACAUUUUGGGCAGCGACCGCCUCACGCUUCCACGUCCACAUCGUGGGCCAUCUGAACCGCAAGCCGUUCGAGUGCUCGCUGUGCUCGUACCGCUCCAACUGGCGCUGGGACAUUACCAAGCACAUUCGGUUGAAGGCCAUGCGCGACAAGUCGCACACCCAGGCGCAGGUGCUGAUGAACGAUGAGACGGGCAGACGCAACUAUGCCAAGUACAAUCAAUAUCUCACCCUCAUGAAGGUCAGCGCCGAGCAGGCAGCCGAUGCCAAGACCAUGCGCUGCGGCGAGAUGCAGCCCAGCAAUCUGGAGCAGCAGCACCAGCAACAGCUGCUCGCUGCUCUGCCUCAGCUCGAGGAGGAUAAUCUAGAGAUUCAGGAUGCACAAUCAGACUCUUUUGCUGCUCUCGACUUGCGUGUGUCCAGCAAAUCCCACGCGGAGCAGCCCCCAGCGCACACCAAUGAACGGUCCAUGGAACGCAGCCAUUCGACACAGAAGCAAAAGCACAGCAAGACAAGCAGCAAAUCCAAUAAGCAUUCACAUAAAGGAUAACUCGCAUCAUGAACAGGACUAUUACACUAAUUACACU
Messenger RNA from Drosophila arizonae, 2706 nucleotides. It is a transcript of the gene kmg, whose product is annotated as kumgang. Gene Ontology annotation, cellular component: nucleus. Lineage: Eukaryota; Metazoa; Arthropoda; Insecta; Diptera; Drosophilidae. Gene Ontology annotation, biological process: positive regulation of transcription by RNA polymerase II. The record is from RefSeq and is a predicted model, not a curated record.